UUUUAAAGAAUUAUUGAAGACAAAGUUUUUUUUUUAAUGGCUUUACAGAAUUUUAAAUCGAACACAAUUUGACAUGACGGCAAAAAAUGUUGGUUUGACUUCCACAAAUGCAGAACUAAGAGGAUUUAUAGAUCAGAAUCUCAGUCCAACAAAAGGUAACAUUUCAUUUGUUGCGUUUCCAGUUUCCAGCACCAACUCACCAACAAAGAUUUUACCAAAAACCUUAGGACCAAUAAAUGUGAAUGUUGGACCCCAAAUGAUUAUAAGCACACCGCAGAGACUAACCAGUUCAGGAAGCGUUCUGAUUGGGAGUCCAUAUACCCCUGCACCAGCAAUGGUCACUCAGACACACAUAGCGGAAGCUACUGGCUGGGUCCCAGGUGAUAGAAAACGAGCUAGAGAAUUUAUAGAUUCUGACUUUUCAGAAAGUAAACGAAGCAAAAAAGGAGAUAAAAAUGGAAAAGGCUUGAGACAUUUUUCUAUGAAAGUGUGUGAGAAAGUUCAGCGGAAAGGUACAACAUCAUAUAAUGAAGUGGCUGAUGAACUGGUAUCGGAGUUCACCAAUUCAAAUAACCAUUUGGCAGCUGAUUCGCAGGCCUAUGACCAGAAGAAUAUUAGGAGAAGAGUUUAUGAUGCUUUAAAUGUGCUAAUGGCAAUGAACAUAAUUUCAAAGGAAAAAAAAGAAAUAAAGUGGAUUGGCUUGCCUACCAAUUCUGCUCAGGAAUGUCAAAAUCUUGAGAUCGAGAAGCAGAGGCGGAUAGAACGGAUAAAACAGAAGCGGGCCCAGCUGCAAGAACUUCUCCUGCAGCAAAUCGCUUUCAAAAACCUGGUUCAGAGAAAUCGGCAAAAUGAACAGCAGAACCAGGGCCCUCCAGCCCUGAACUCCGCCAUUCAGCUGCCAUUUAUCAUCAUCAACACAAGCAGGAAGACAGUCAUAGAUUGCAGCAUCUCCAGUGACAAAUUUGAAUAUCUUUUUAAUUUUGACAACACCUUUGAGAUCCAUGAUGACAUAGAGGUACUGAAGCGGAUGGGAAUGUCCUUUGGCCUGGAGUCAGGCAAAUGCUCUCUGGAGGAUCUGAAACUUGCUAAGUCACUGGUGCCGAAGGCAUUGGAAGGUUAUAUCACAGAUAUCUCCACAGGACCUUCUUGGUUAAAUCAGGGACUACUUUUGAACUCUACCCAAUCAGUUUCAAAUUUAGACCUGACCACUGGUGCCACCUUGUCCCAAUCAAGUGUAAACCAAGGGUUGUGCUUGGAUGCUGAAGUGGCCUUAGCAACCGGGCAUUUCCUUGCCCCAAACAGUCACCAGUCCAGCAGUGCGGCCUCUCACUGCUCUGAGUCCCGAGGCGAGACCCCCUGUUCCUUCAACGACGACGACGAGGAAGAUGAGGAGGAGGAUUCCUCCUCCCCAGAAUAAAGCCAGGAGAAAACCCACGUUUUGCUAGUUGAUGCUCAUGUGUGUUUUUAGUGUGAGCUCUUGUUUUUGAGAUGAUUUCUUCAGUCUUUGCCUUUGUUUGCACUGUGUGUUCAGUGAAAACUAGGGAAACACAAUAAGCAGAUUCUGUGAAGGCUGAGAUGAUUGAGAUGAAAAAAGCUAACAUAGUGUGAAUGAGAACUUUAAACAACAGAGCAAUAGAUCACACCGCAGACAAAGGUUUUCUGAGGUGGUAGAGGGGACAGUCCCCAAGGAUUGGCAGCAUGAAUGAAGCUCAUUUAUCUUCCCCAAGGUGGGAUCUUUCUGUUCCCCCACACCCACAUCACCCUCCUUAGAAUCAGGAUCUCUGUCAUGAACAGUCCUUGACGUCGUGCGUGUUGUGUUUCUCCUCCUUGCCUGGGCUGCCUUUUACAAGCAGAAGUGAACGUGAGAGGGCCCCAGCGCAGGGAGCGGGCCAGCGCGGGGAGCAGAUGGCAGGCCUCGCGGGCUGAGGGGCCCAGGCUGCGCUGCGGGACUAGCUGAGAUCUGGUUGAUGUGCUUUACGCAUCAGCUGCCUUAGACGGCUUCUAGAAAGGAGCAAGCGCUACUUCCUAAGUACUUAAGUGACAUUUAGAAUAAUUUAUAGUAAAACUGAAAUGAUCAUUAGUAGCCAAUGCAUUGGUGCAUAGAAUUUUUUUUAGGGCUACUUCUGGAAGCCAAAAUAGAAAAGCAUUUCCACGUGCAUUAUUACUUUGCCAGCACUGCCUUUGCCAGCCUUCUAAAUCUGGAAGUUUUACAGAGAAGGAAAUUGUAUCUAUAGUUUUAAUCAAAGUUAAUGCAUUUCAUAUAGCUUUUUCAUUUAAAACAAAACAGACAAAUUCCCAUGACCGAAUUCCUUGCUUAUCCCCUGCAGUACUUGUUUGGUGUGCAAUUUGUGAACAUGAACCAAAUGUCAUUACUUUUGUCUUUAAAGUCUUUUUCAAGAAUAUGAACGUCAGUGUUUUCCUGUACAUGUCACCUUUUGUACAUUUUCAGUCACCAGAAUCACCUAAUCGGGUUUAUUCGUGGGUAAAUUGCAUUUCAGAUUAACCCAAUAAUUCAGCAUUUCACAGGAACACCGAAGAACGUUGAUCACUCCAAAUAAUUGGAUUCAUAGCAGUGCGGUCUACAGUUUGUUAAUUCAUAGCCAAAGAUGCCACUGGGCAUACUGCACUGGUGUGUUCACAGUCCCUGCCUCUCUGAAUAUUCAGGGGAGUGUGGUGACUUCUGCCAACAUGGCCUAGCCUCAAUUUAAUUUCACAUUAAGGCCUUGAGAAGAGCAAAUAAUCUUGGAAAAUAACUCUUCGACUCAACUCAUUUGGAUAUGCUCUGGAUUAUGCAUCUGACACCUUUGGGCCCAGCGCCAAGCUCCUCCCAAAUCAGUUCCUUUCUAACUCCAUUCAGGAAGCGCAGAUGCCUUCUGAUACCGUUUUAAAGUUCUGCCACUCUGCAUAGAGUGAGCCAGGGGCGAAAGAUUUGGCUGACCUAAAUUUUGUUAUUAAGGCCAUGAAAAUUAAGACACGAGGACAUACAGCUUUAACAGAAGUUUGUUGAGACAACAGUCAUUCUGUCAGAAAUAAGCCAUAGUGCAGACUCAGAGUGGCCAAGGGCACAGAGAGAUUGAGGCAGUUUUUAGAGAAUUGUGCUCAGCCUGAUUUCUGGGGCACGUCUUCGACUGGGUACACGGGAGGAUCCAAAAUCCUGCCGAGGCUGCAGCCCGUCCCCAAGGGCCUCCAAGACAGUUCCGACCUGAAGAUCAUCAGCUACACGGGCGGGUAAAACCAAGUUUCCUUCCAAACCGCUGCCUCCUUUACUGACCCCAGUGCUAACCCCCUUUACUACGUGCAUCCCUAUAACUUGAGGGGGCCCUGAGCAAAGGGCCACAGCUAGCCCUGUAGUCUUCAAAGUAUUGUAUACAGGUCCCAAGACCUGUACAGCAACACUUGUGAUAGGUACACUGAUCAUUCUUGCACCAAACAGCAAAGUCCUUGUUGGAGUUCUUGGGGUACCACCCCCUUCUCUAGUCUCUGCUGCAAUAGUGUUUUAAGCUGAUAAAAUACAGGGUUGUUUUUUUAAGCAACCAAAGACUUGUAAUGUUAUUAGUGCCCAUCACUGGCCAUCCCAGACGUAGGUGUGUGCUCUUUGUGGGACGUGGCCUCUGUCCCUCAGUGAUGUGUUUCAGUUACUGCUAAGGACAUCUGUUGGCAUCACACUGUGGUCACCAGUACAUGUUGUUGGUGCAAAGCCUUGCCUGAGCAGAAAAGGAGGUGACAUGUUUGGAAAGAUAAAUUGUUACUCUGUGUCUCCCCCAAACAGAUUUUUGAAAAGUUCAGCACUUAACCACAAGUCCAUGUAGAAAUCAAAGUAACAACAUGUUAGGAAAUGAUGGUCACACUCUCCAGGAUUCUCUAUAGGAGUAGCACUUGGAGUUGCACACUCACACACCUCCUGAAGGUGCUGGUCACACUCCACCCUUUGGGGAGCUUUUUUAAGAGGCCUUUUUCCCCCUCAAGGGUCAGUUCAGCUACUAACCCUUUCAAGUGCAUAGUAUCAUUCGGUCAGUAAAUUCCUGUUGCUUUUAGAACUUGAACAGGGGGCACCGGACCUGCCACAUUAGUCCCUUGUGUGGGAGGCAACACUGCCAGGGUCCACGGCAGUGCUGAAGGCACCCAGGCACCUGUCCCAGCUUCCCUUCUACCCACUGAGAAUUUGUCUCAUCUACUUACUCUUUUCAUGCGAUGACAAGGUGAUGAAAACAGCUUCAGUAAGUGCUGACAUGAAUCGUGCCUUAUGAUCUUGGAAGGCGUUGGGGAGGGGGCAGGAACAGGGGUGCUAACCCAGUGAUCCCUCACCUCAGUGAUGUGCACUGUCCCUGGAAAACGUCACAGAUCAUGUCCACAUGUUUCGUUUCCUUCCAUCUAAUGCUUUAUAGAAAUGGUGGGGAGAAAGUGUUAUGUACUUUCUGCCAUUUUACCAGGGUCAGAGAGGAUAACUCCAUUAACACAAUUUACAGUUGUAAUCAUAACCCUGCCAUACUUGAAAAGUACAGCCAGGCUCAGUCCUCAAAUGCAAAUGAGCCCCUAUCAGAAAAUUAAAGAGGCAUUAUUUCAUCAAGACGUGGCCACAUUAGCCAUCUAUCACUCGGCUAUUUGCUAAGCCAUGACUCUUUUUAGAAGAGCAGAGUUGCUCCAAGAACAGAUGUCACUUCAGCCCUGGGACAGUCAGAACAUGGUGGCAGCGUGUGUUCCUGGGGCGGGGGCGGGGAUACAAGGGAGGGGGCUGCCAGAGCGGUUUCUCUCAAAACCACACUCAGAGAAGCCUGGUUAUUAGUGAUUCACUUGAAGGGCCCUUUAAAUACCUUUCCAGCUCCCUGUCUCAGGCAUGUGGAAGAAGGGUCUCUACCCAACAGAUCUGUGAUGUAGACGUUAAGACUGUGCCUCCUCAGCAGGGAGUAUGGGGUGGGAGUUAGGACCGUGAAUGUCAAGAUUGAAUCCUCCAAUGGGUAUUUGAGUGACUGCAGAACAGAAAACAUCGAGAAUGAUUAGUGCUAAGAGAAAAUAUGAAGAGUACGGAGACAGUGGGGGAAAGCCUACUUUGCCUGGGGGUGGCCAGGGAAGCCCUCCCCCCAGAAAGUGACAUUUGUCCUGAGUCAGAUAGUUGAAAAGACUGACGUCUCUAUAUGUUCUUAACACACCACUCUGUCCCGUAACAUGCACUUGGUCACAAAGGUCACACCAUUCCUGUUUUAAGCAUACAUUUUGGAAUUUGUUAAGGAAUUUAAAAGAAAACCAAACUUAGCUACCAGCAGUAUCUGUAAACCAAGAGAAGAUUCUAACUCAUCUAGGACGAUCUCAUUACCUCCAUCACCUUGCAGUGGAACCUGUACCAUCAAAAAGCAAUCACGUCUCUUCUAGUUUUUCAAGUUGUUGAAUACAUAAAGAUUUACUUCUUAUAUUAGAUAGAUAAAAGAUAAUCUUGUACUCUGCAUGUGGAUUGGCUUUAGUGGAGCCACAGACUCCCUGAGGAUAUUUUCACAAAUAGGUUCCCCAUUUUCAUGACCCAAGGUGGUGAUCCCCAGGCACUGAUGAUCUUAAAUGUGUAUUAAUCGGAGACCCACAGGGUGUGCGUCAGGGGCCUGCACCAUGCUGUCUGACCCUCAGAAACGUGCCUCCCUGACCUCUAAAUCACAGUCGGUACAGUGGUCAGUUAGUUUAACUUCCAUUCAAGCCAUGCUAUUACUCAAAGGGAAAAGUCUGAUGUUUGCUUAAGAUCUUAACCUUUUUAAUAAAAAUUGAAACUAAAUGCCCACAUAAAUUAUAACCUUUCUCAGGAAUUAGCCCCUCUGAGGGAUCUCUGAAAAGUUACACUCACCCAGCCUUUGAGAUCCAGUAUCCCCACAGACAUCUACAUUCACUCCAUGCUAAAAAGGAAAAAUUGGGGACACAAAACUUUGACCCUUCCGUUAUGCCUGGGGGAUCUCUGACAAGUAUGGAAACUUAAGUGGCAGCAGAUGUCCAUUCGUGGUCGUACCAAGACAACAAAGUGUAUUCGUUUCCUGCGUGCAUUCUGUGCAGCUGUUCUCUCAGUCAAGGUGAAAUCUUGCAUUGUUCUUCAGCCUUUGCUUUACAUAGAGGGCUAUAGAAUUCAGUGCUGUUUUGACCUCUUGAAUGCAAGGGCUCCCAGCUUAUAGCUGCAUUGGAAGCCAGUUAGAUGAAACAGAGAAGCCAGACUCCCCCUUUCACCACUAAGGGUCUCAGAAUGGAGGAGAACAUCUCUUCUACCCCACUCAGAAACAAGCUGAGAGCUUGACUUGCCUAACCUCCCUCAGCUUGUCUGGCAGACGCUGCACCACAACCCAGAGUUUAUUCCCCCUCUGAAGGCCACAUGGCCUCCUGAAAACCGCACUCCCACCAUAGUUCUUCCAAACAGCCUUUGGAUUAGCACAGUCCUUUGCCACACUAAGUGCUAAACAACUGCGGAGAGGUGGGACUCCACCCACGAGUCCCCACCAUGAGGCCGUGGUGUCAGUUUUGGGCCUCUCAGCUUGGAAGACUCCAGGGUUAGAGCUCACACCUGGGAAGAAAUUCAUUUCUCCAUAAGCAAAGACCGUCCUGCAUGUUGGUCAGUAGGAGGAGGCGUAAGAGGCUGGGUUAUGAGUGGACCCUUCUGUACCACAUUAGCCUCUUUCUGUCCAUGUCUCUCAGCAUGACAAGGAAGCUUCCCCAGAUCCUGUGUGGGUUUUAAAGCCCUUACCACUUCAAACUCACCGUCUUGUCACCACAUUGCAUCGUCUUCAGCAUUCUGGGCACCACCUAAUAAUGGCCUGAUGCUUUCUUUUGCUUGUUCAUGACUGAGGUCAAAGUUUUUUUCAUACUAAAAAGUAGAGGACCCAGACACUUUUCUGCUCAAAGACCUCUCUGAGCACAUUGUAGUUCUCCUCAUAGCACCAUGGCAGGUUCAGCUUCUCAGUGUCCUGAAAGCAGAACUCAGCCAGCCAACUGCGCUGGCUGCUCCAUAGGCCUGAGCUCUGAGGACCGUGAUUCAGCACUGUGAGUUCCUGGAGGUAUCUGGUUUACCACCACCACACUUGACUUUUAGACAAAAAAAAAAAAAGGCUGUGAGCCCAAAUCACAAGUUGGUUCAACUUUUCAUUUGGAGAUGCUUUACUCUGAUCAUGUGCUGUUGGGUUUUAUUUCCGGAAAGUAUAGGUCUGCUUUUUUUUCUGCAUGAAGGAAACACUGUGGUGCCACAUGCUUUAAGCAGUUUAAACAAGAGAAGGGGGAAUGCAGACACCACACCUGACUUGCCUAAUGUAGACUUUAUUAGAUUGAAGUACCUAACCUAAUAUGAUGUAUUAUUUUAUAGCAUCUCAAACUUUGUAAAUAAAUACUGUUAUUUUUAUAUGGAAAUUUUAUAGAAGAGCUAUUUCUGUAUACUUAAUUAUUCCUGGAUUUCCUGAAAUUGCUUCCAAUAGAUAACAGACAGGUCCUAGGCAGUGUUAUUCUAAGGAUGGUUCAAGGACCACCUGCAGCAGAAUUAAUGGGGAGAGUUUUAAAAUUUUGCAUCCCUAGGACCCAUCCCAGACACUCCGGAGCUCUGGGAGUGGACCUGGGAAACUGUAUUUUUCAUAAACUCUGAGUGAUGGUUUUUGUCCAUUAAAGUGUAUCUUUAUCCAUCCUGUAAGAUUUAUAAAGGGAAAGAAAGAAAAAACAAACAUCUGAGAUGAGUGUAAGUUGUGCUUGAGGGGAAAAAAGAUGGAUCAGACUAUUCUAUGAUUUGAAUGAGAUGUACUUUAGAAAAAAUAAAUAAUUUAAAUAA
Suricata suricatta (meerkat) is the source of this 7771-nucleotide messenger RNA. RefSeq names its product transcription factor Dp-2 (gene TFDP2). Lineage: Eukaryota; Metazoa; Chordata; Mammalia; Carnivora; Herpestidae. The record is from RefSeq and is a predicted model, not a curated record. Gene Ontology annotation, molecular function: RNA polymerase II transcription regulatory region sequence-specific DNA binding; DNA-binding transcription factor activity, RNA polymerase II-specific. Gene Ontology annotation, biological process: regulation of transcription by RNA polymerase II; regulation of cell cycle. Bases 74 to 1417 code for a protein of 447 amino acids. Gene Ontology annotation, cellular component: transcription regulator complex; nucleus. The transcript has 12 exons.